AUGAAAUGUAAAUGUAAUCAGAGAUUCUUGUCCCGGAACCUUCGUUCGGGUCACAAAUACGGACGGACUCACUUCCGGUAAAGACUUCCGGUGGCAGCACGUCAUGUGUUUUGGACGUUUUUCACACACAUUUAUUGUAAGAAAACAUCAAGCGUGUGUUUCCUUUGAACACGGACGUAAAGAGGUGAAGCUAUGACCGCUGUCUUUCGAAAGUUGCAGGUGUCUGUCACACAAAAGGCAUUUGUGUUAAAUCAAGCACUAACAUCAUGCAGAGCAACACCAUCCAUCCAGCAUCCUGUAUGGGCUUCUGUAAACGAAAGACAAUAUAAAUCCAUGCCCACCCACGGGAUCGGGAGGUGGAGACAUCUUUUACCUAAAGAGCCGCCGAAGAAAAAGAGAGACCGACAGCAGAUGAAGGAGAUCGUCGCGGAGACAAACACGACCUACGCCACUCUGAACGUCAACGUGUCGGGCUAUGACAUGACGGUGGUGGAGCAUUUCUCCCAGUACAUCCACAACCUCUGCAACCGGCUUGGCGUCAAAGUGAUGGACUGCUAUGCUUUGCCAACCAAGUCCACCGAGGUCUGGCUGAUGCAAGAGCAGGGCACCAAGAUGCUUGUAGAUUCCAUCCUGAAGACUCACAACCGAGUCGUGCAGUUAAGGAGUCUGAACGCCACCGUGUGUCCCAUUUUCCUGGAGGUCCUUUUGAAGAAUCAGCCAGAGGGAGUGCAGCUCUCUGUGCAGGAGCACACCGAGGCCGAUUUCAAAGCUCGCUUCAAGGGCCGCCCUGAACUCGAGGGCCUCAAGGCGAAGAUCAGCCACUAGGACCCGAGACCGGUUUAACCUUCCUGUUUGUCACACGCGUGUUGGAUCUGGUUACCUGUUUAUUGUUUGUAUUUAUUCCCUGCUGUGAUCAUUUGCAUAGAAACAGAACUGUACGUGAUCAGAUUUGACUUUGAAGACAAUAAAAUCGAGAAUAUUUUUUACAA
Messenger RNA from Eleginops maclovinus (Patagonian blennie), 989 nucleotides. It is a transcript of the gene mrpl48, whose product is annotated as mitochondrial ribosomal protein L48. The coding region runs from base 193 to 825 and encodes 210 amino acids. The transcript has 8 exons. Gene Ontology annotation, cellular component: mitochondrial ribosome. NCBI's taxonomy places the organism in Eukaryota, Metazoa, Chordata, Actinopteri, Perciformes, Eleginopidae. The record is from RefSeq and is a predicted model, not a curated record.